This is a messenger RNA of Agelaius phoeniceus (red-winged blackbird), 1513 nucleotides long. RefSeq names its product G-patch domain and ankyrin repeats 1 (gene GPANK1). The record is from RefSeq and is a predicted model, not a curated record. NCBI's taxonomy places the organism in Eukaryota, Metazoa, Chordata, Aves, Passeriformes, Icteridae. Gene Ontology annotation, molecular function: nucleic acid binding.
UCAGAGCCCGCCCGGUGCGUCACGUGGUUCCGCAGCACCGAUCACAACUUCCGGUGGCGGCGGUAGGGACCCCCAGAACCCCCCCGGUGGCCGCCAUGGCCCUGAUCGCCUUUCGCCGUGCCCGAGAGCCCGCGGGCGGCUGGAAGGACGGGCAGCUCCAACCGGAGCCGCCGCCGCCGCCGCCGCCGCCGCUCCCUGAGGCCUCCGCGGCCUCCGCCGAUCCCGGGGCGGCCGCACGGAGCUUCUACGAGAGCCUGUUCACCGAGAGCGGCGGCGCGGAGCCCGCCGGGGAACCGCCCAGCCCCGCCCACUUCUGCCGCAGCUGCGGAGCCUCGUUCCGUGACUCCCCCGCCCGGCACCGCCGCUCCACCGCGCACCUGCUGGGCCUGGGCGCUGCCCCCGGUUCCGUUCCCGGUUCCGUUCCCGGCCCCGGUUCCGGUGCCUGCUCCGGUCCCGGUUACCGGCUGCUGCUGCGGGCGGGCUGGGCCGGCGGCGGGCUGGGCCCGGCGGGGCGCGGGCGGCUCCUCCCGGUGCCCACGGAGCUCAAACGGGACCGGGCCGGGCUGGGCUGGGCUCGGGGCCCAUACCGGAACCGGGCCCGGAUCUCGCACUUCGGGCCCGGAGACACCGCGGCCGUGGCGGGGCCGCACCGGGACCGGGACCGGGACCGGAACCAGCACCGGGAGCAGAACCGGGCCCGGUUCGGUUCCGAGGAGGCGGAGCGGGGAUGGGAGAUCCGGCUGAGGCGGGAAUGGGAACGGGAGGAGGCACCGGAGAGCCCCCUCAGGCACCUGAGAGCACCGGGACCCCCUCGGGAACCCCCCGGGACCACCCUGAGACCCCCGGGACCCCCAAAAUCCCUCCCGGGACCCCCCGAGACCUUCCUGGGACCACCGGGACCUCCCUGAGGCACCUGAGAGAGGCCCGGGACCACCCUGAGACCCUCGGGACCCCAAAAAUUAAAAAUUCCCCCCCGGGACCCCCCCCUUGAAUCCCCGGAGACCCCUCUGGGACCCCCUAAAUCCCCCUGAGACCCCCAUAAACCCCCUCAGGACCCCCUGAGCCCCCCCAGAGACCCCCGGGCAGUUUUGGGCCUCCUCCCCUCCUCCCCAGGCGGUUUUUGGGGUGCCCAGGACACUUUGGGGUUCCCCCCCCCCCGAUGGUUUCAGGCUCCCCCACAUUUUCGGGGCGCUCUCGGAUUUUGGGGCCCUCCCGGGGUUUCAGAUUCUCCCAAUGCGGUUUUGGGACCCCUCCCAGGUGGAUUUCGGGGCCCCUCCCCGGAUUUUUGGGGCCCUCUCGGGACCGUUCGGGGCCUCCCCAGGGCGGUUUUUGGGGGCCCCCUCAGAGUUUCGGUUUCCCCACAUCUGGUUUUGGGCGUCCCCCCCCCCGCCCGGAUUUUUGGGGCCCCGCCCCGGAUUUUUUGGAACCCGACCAGGGCCGUUUUUGGGGGGGGGGGCCCGGAUUUUUUUGGAUUUUUUGGGACCCCCUCCAGGGGCGAUUUUUGCCCCCCCCC